Molecule: messenger RNA, 3828 nt
Organism: Plodia interpunctella (Indianmeal moth)
Lineage: Eukaryota; Metazoa; Arthropoda; Insecta; Lepidoptera; Pyralidae
Product: zinc finger protein 713-like
Exons: 6
Coding region: 272-1819 (515 amino acids)
Biological process (GO): regulation of transcription by RNA polymerase II
Cellular component (GO): nucleus
Molecular function (GO): RNA polymerase II cis-regulatory region sequence-specific DNA binding; DNA-binding transcription factor activity, RNA polymerase II-specific
Source: RefSeq, a predicted model, not a curated record
AUUCCUGAAUCGACUACUAAUGAAGGCGGUUGUACGCAUCCCUAUUUUCCGUGUCAUUUUGACAGUUCGCGCCAUUUUUGUGACGUUGUUUUUUUGAGUGAAAUUUUAUCAGAUUCCAAUUGGAUUUUUUGAUGCUGAAGCCACGCGUGAUGAGACGCAGAGAAAGUUUAUUUUUAUAAUAAUAGCAAAACCACAUGCAAAACACCAGCACACCACAUGUCAAUAAGCACCUAAGUCUACUGAACUUUUGUAGGUAAAUGAACUUGGCAACAUGGCCGACUACGAGCUGAUACCUACUUACGAUGAAGAUGAACUAUUUCAAGAUAAAGAUAAUAAUGUUACUGAUCUACACACUUAUUAUAUGACGCAAUUCAAUUUAGAACUAGAAAAUGGAAAUAAGAAAAACGAUAAUUUUAAAUAUGGUGUAGAAGAAAGUUUUGAUUUCGAAGUUUUAGACGAUUGGAAUCAACAUCAGAGUAACGUGACAGAUUUCGAAAUUAUUGGACAAGUCAUCGAUGGUAAUGUCAACGAACAAAACAUGAAAGAAGUUUUACUUGAUUUAGAUAGCAUAGACUUUGAUGAAAGUUUUAAUACAGAAUCGAAUCAUGGCAAACCUCAAGAAAAACAGAGCUAUGAAAUUAACAACGAAUAUAUCGAUGACGAGUCAUUAAUAGAUGAACUUUGUAGGGAAGACAAUGAAAACUGUAGAUUAAGUCCUAACGCUUUCAAUGAGGAAUUUAAUGAAAAAUCAGCAGAUGACAAAAUCAACCUGCCAUCUAUAGAGGCUGCAUUUUCAAAGAGAUAUGGUACUUAUAACAAUACAGACAUAGUUGUGCAGCAAAAUUUUGAAACACAAAUCAAUACUAUACCCGUAAUGAAUAGUUUAGAACAUUAUAGUUAUCCUAAUAAUGUACUUUACAAUCUUGAGACAGAUAAAAACUAUAUUUUGCCUGAUACACCAACAAGUUGUACGGAAUUCAGUUUUGAGAAGAAUGAGAGAAAGGUAUCAAUAUCGGAAUCGAUCGAGAGUGAUGUUCAAAGUAUGAGUUAUUAUGAUGGAAACUCGGAAACUUUCGACGAAGAAGAUUUGUUUGUAAAUUUAGAUGAUUUUGGUCUAACAUUAGAAACAGAGGAAGCUAUAGGUACAGUUGAAGAUCGUGGUUAUUAUGAACAUGAAAGAAAGACAGAAAAAAAUAGAACUCAGGGAGAUAGGGUUUGUUCAUGGGAGCAUUGCUACGAAAGAUAUCCAAAUCAAAACACUCUUGUGGAACAUAUUGAAAGGGUCCACGUGAACACUUAUAAAGGUGACGAAUUCAGCUGUCUAUGGAGGGACUGCGCACGCGCACGACGGCCCUUCAACGCGCGGUACAAGCUCCUAAUACACAUGAGAGUUCACUCUGGCCACAAACCCAAUAGGUGUCAUCACCCCGGAUGUGGGAAGGCGUUCUCACGACUAGAAAACCUGAAGAUCCACAUGAGAUCCCACACGGGGGAGAGGCCAUACGCCUGUCCAGCUCCUCAUUGUAAGAAGGCUUUCUCCAACUCCUCAGACCGGGCGAAACACCAAAGGACACAUUUUAAUGCUAGGCCGUACGCCUGCGGAGCCAUAGGUUGCGGAAAGCGAUACACUGACCCAUCAUCCUUGAGGAAACACGCCAAGUCACAUCCCCACAUCAACGUGCCCCGCACGUGCAUAGCACCAGCUCGACCAAUCAGAAGACCAGAGCAGGAACAACUAGUCCCAAGUUCUCCGGCUAAAUUAGCCACGUUAAGAUGCAUUAGGGAUAAACUGACAGUGCCUAGAAUGCAAAGAUUGUAAUAAAAUAUGCUAUAACUGUCUCCUAUAUUGUAGUCCCAUAAUGAGUAUUUUAGGAUUUUGAGUAAAACGUUGUGGACCGUUGAGGAGGAGUGGAACAGUAUGACGGAAGAAUAGUUCACCUAUUGAUUGGUAUUCGACGAGAAAGAAAAGUAUGUAUGUAAUCAUAUAUUCAAAGUCGAUAAAUAUGUCACUUUAAUAAAUAAAUAAUAAAUAAAUAUAUCAGGACAAAUCACACAGAUUGAGCUGGCCCCAAAUUAAUUUCGAGACUUGUGUUAUGGGAUACUAACUCAACGAUACUAUAUUUUAUAACAAAUACAUAUAUAGAUAAACAUCCAAGACCCGGGCCAAUCAGAAAAAGAUCAUUUUCCAUCAUGACCCGACCGGGGAUCGAACCCGAGACCUCUCGGUUCAGUAGCAAGAACUUUACCACUGCGCCACUGAGAUCGUCACUUUAGUUAAUUAGUUUUAUUAAUUACGUGAUUUACUACUUUUUCGGUCUCGUUAAAGUAUUAUAAGAAAUACUUCCCGACUCCAAAAUCUGUGACGUCACAAUAUAUUAUCUGUCAUACAAGCUCCAUAUAAAAUUUUGUUUUUGACAUUAGAAAAUCGUGUCUGAUUUGAGUAUUUAACUAAUAGCCAAAUUUUUUACCCCCGACUAUAGAAUGAUAAGACAAUGUCCGUGGCGUCGUAACAGCCAAACGGCUGAACCGAUUUUGAUCUAGUUUUUUUCAUUUGAAAGAUAAUUUAAUCGAGUAUUUUCUUAUGUAUGUUUAGAAAAUGUAUGAUCAGCCGCUUGGAAGCUAUCAUUUUUUUUCUAGCGGAUGUGAGACCAGCCACUUUAUCUUAAUUAUUUUAUUUAAUUUUUUUAACUAUGUGUAUGUAUAUAUUCCUAGAAACAUCGGGACCAAAGUGCUUCCAAACACAAAUUAAUUUUAAGAAAAUUGAUGCUCAAUUUAGUAAUUAAGACUGAAUUAUUGGCUCAAUUGUUUAACUUGUAUUGAAAUAUAUUAUAAUUUGUGUGUUUGAAACACAGUUUGAUGCAUUUAUUUUUAAGUUUAAUAGUUCAAUGGAUUUUAAUUGACAAUAUAAUGUCUUCCAAUAUUUUGAUAUAUCAGGCGAGAUUUUUCUAGUCUUGCUUGUACAAUAUAUUAUACUAAUAAAAAUAUGAAAAGUUUAAAUAUAGAUAUAUUUUAUGAAAAAUUAAAAAAUAAUAAUAAUUGUAAAAUUUUACACGUGACGUGAGACUCUUGUUUUAUAGGUAAAUAUUUUUUAAUACGUUUAUUACAAUUAAAUAUAAAAUUAAAUUGAUUUUUCUCACAGUUUACUGAAGUCAGUGACCAAGUAUUUCUCGAUAAAAUUGUGUUAGUUUAUGUAUUUGGUUGUGUGUGACACAGAUCUCUUAUGCUAAAAAAGGUUAAUAAUUAAAAUUUUAGUUUUCCUAAAAGACACCUACUUUUGCUCAAUUUUUAUGAACCUAGAUAAAAAUAUAUGAAAUUAUAAUGUAUAAAUUAUAAUUAUAAUGUGUAUACGCAUACUUAAGUGUCUACGUAUUUUAAAGUUAAGAAAAAUAGAAUAACUAUCUAUAAAUAUAUAUUAAGUAAGAAAGUCCUUUCUUACUUAGAUAUACUUUUGAAAAAUGUACAAAUUGCAUGCUUUCCAAAGAAUCUCCUAUUAAUAUAGGUAGGUUAUUAAAAUUUUUGUUUUUACUUAUAAGAUUUUCCAUUUUAAGAUCUCUAUAAAAUAAUUUUAAAUAAUAUUUAGUAAUAUAAGUGAUAAAUCAAGAUAUUUGUCUGAAAAUAUUUUUUUACAAUUUAAUAUAAUUUUUUUUAAUUCUUUCUAUAAUAUUCAGAGAAUGAAGCCACAGGCAAAAUCAUUGUAAGUACUUAAAAUAAUUUUAAAAUUGAAAAUAUUUGUAGAAAUAUAUUAAUAGCAAGCAUCGAAGAUUCGAAAACCUCAUGAAAAAUGGACAAUAUACAAAAUUGUUGUUAACGACAAGUGUCUUUAUUUAU